Blastomyces gilchristii SLH14081 is the source of this 1463-nucleotide messenger RNA. Its product is annotated as phosphotransferase enzyme family protein, variant. The transcript has 2 exons. The record is from RefSeq and is a predicted model, not a curated record. Bases 57 to 956 code for a protein of 299 amino acids. NCBI's taxonomy places the organism in Eukaryota, Fungi, Ascomycota, Eurotiomycetes, Onygenales, Ajellomycetaceae.
CUCUCAGUUCCCGUAAUUCUUGGUAUUAUCAACAACCCGAGACGAUUCAUAACAAGAUGCCCAUUAAACAACAAAUUCAACUGUCAGCGACCCUGAAUGGAAUGCAAACAGAGAUGGACUUUCUUGACUCCUCCUUCUUCACCAAAGCAGGCCAUAAGAGCUUGCCAACUGCUGCAGAGGUUGGCUCCCUCUCAGAACAGUUCAACAAACAUCCACGGCCCGCACCAGUUAAAUUUGAGCAUCUAAAUCUUCUUGUCAAGUUUGGGCCGUCUGUGGCAGUUGAAGAAGCCCUAACUCUCCGCAUGCUUCGAAUGUCUUUCGCUGAGAAGAUACCUGUCCCGGAGGUGUAUGGUUGGAGAGUUUAUCAAAACUCUGUGUUCAUUUAUAUGGAGCUUAUUCAGGGAGACACGCUCCAUGAUCGAUGGGAUUCUCUCAAUGAGCUGGAUAGGAACUUUAUUUGCGGCCAGUUACGGGAGAUUAUUUCUUCCCUUCAGCAAAUUGAGCCAGAUCCUUGCGACUCAUUUAUUGGAUCCAUCAACCGCGCAUGUUUGCACGAUUAUGUCUUUGCAACCAUCCCUCAAUCAGGCCCUUUUAAAAAUGUGAAAGCAUUCAAUGACUGGUUUUCUUCUCUGCCUCAAAGCUGGCUUCCUGAUUCAAAGAGAUAUCGGGAUCCUUAUCGAGACUAUCUACCAGACAAUGGGGCCAUCAGGUUGACUCAUGGAGACUUGCAUCGGGGCAAUAUUCUAAUUUCACCAGCUGGUCGCCCACGUGUCCUUGCUGUAGUUGAUUGGGCUCAUGCUGGUUGGUACCCGGAAUACUGGGAGUAUUGCAAGGCCUUAUACACAUCAGACUAUAAGGGGGAAUGGCGCAAUGUUUGGAUUCCCAAAUUCUUAACUGCGUACGAGCCUGAGUUUGCUGCUUUUGGUGAAUAUGUGCUGCAGAUUGGAGCAGUGUAAGUAUUGAUGUUGUACUUAGCCUUCUAAAUUACAUUUGUCAUGAUCAUUUACCGAGCUUUUCUUUCCAAUAUCCUUCAUAAGCUAUGUACUCGAGUGUGCUUCACCCUGUACUGAUGAUUGACCAGAGAAACAAUUGCUAAAUGCCAGAAACCAAAAUGAAAAAUGGGAUUUACUAAUAAGGGCCUCGUUGACCAGUUGAAACUCCGCAGUAGCUCAUAUCAGAAAACAAAAAUAAGCAACAUGAUUCAAAUUCAAACAGGGCCAGCCCAGUAUCACAAUCAACAGUAACAAUUAUGGCAUUUCAUUUCACAUCCAAUUAUGCGCAAAUUCCGAGUUCACUGACCCCUGCCUCGACCACGCCCGCCGCCAACCGGGUUCAAGCCAACACCGUGAUUUGGAGGAUCGCGUGCAGACUGAACAAUCUGGAUCGCAUUUUCAUUGAGAUAUUGAUGGUGGACUAGACAGUGUACAUAGUCCAUUGUCCAUUCUUGGCACCUUCUGUUGGUG